Molecule: messenger RNA, 1135 nt
Organism: Trachemys scripta elegans
Lineage: Eukaryota; Metazoa; Chordata; Testudines; Emydidae
Product: general transcription factor IIF subunit 2
Exons: 4
Coding region: 21-398 (125 amino acids)
Biological process (GO): transcription by RNA polymerase II; transcription initiation at RNA polymerase II promoter
Cellular component (GO): transcription factor TFIIF complex
Source: RefSeq, a predicted model, not a curated record
GAAAGAUCCCAGAUCAAUCUAUGAAACUGAAAAGGCUACAGAUAGAAGAAUCUUCUAAACCUGUAAGACUAUCACAGCAAUUGGACAAAGCUGUAACAACCAAUUAUAAACCUGUGGCUAAUCAUCAAUAUAAUAUUGAGUAUGAAAAAAAGAAAAAAGAAGAUGGAAAACGAGCUCGGGCUGAUAAGCAGCAAGUGUUGGACAUGCUUUUUUCUGCCUUUGAAAAACACCAGUAUUACAACAUUAAGGACUUGGUGGACAUAACCAAACAGCCUGUGAUAUACUUGAAAGAAAUUUUAAGAGAAAUAGGGAUCUACAAUGUUAAGGGGACCCACAAAAACACAUGGGAGCUGAAGCCAGAAUACAGACAUUAUCAAGGAGAAGAGAAGAGUGAUUAGUGCAACUGUUAAUGAAGCAAACACAGAGGCUAUAGAAUAAUGGGACUGUGCUGAGGGAACACUGCAGUUAAACAGACUGUACUGAGCACAAUUCAGUACCAAGAGAUCUUAAAAAGAGUAAUACUUUGUAAUUUGCCUGGCUUCAUUUUUAAAAACAAAUUUCUUGGACAUUUCUAUACAUUUGUCUUGUUUUUGACAAAAAAAAUUACAGAAUAAACUUGUAUUAGAUUUAUCUUUAUUAGAAACCUUUUGAGUUUUGGCUUUAUUUUUUAAAUAGUUUUGAGUUUUGUUAAAUAUUGAUAACUUUAAAGUAAAACAUACUUUAGAGGGACCUGUAACUUUGUGUUUUGCAUCCCAGCAGUUCUGAGUUUAUGUCCUAUUCUACUGUAUUCCUUAGGGGCCUAAUCCUGAGAGGUGCCGAUCAUCCAUAGUUAAUACUGAUUGGGAGUUUAAGGGCACUGUGUGCUUUUCAGGAUCAGUCUUCAGUCAUGACACUCAUGGUGAUCCUAAGUCUUCCUGAGAACAAAUAAAGCUCAGUUUACAAAAAGCUCUCUGCUAAACUGGUUAAUGGGGGAGAAGGGAAACCACUACAGCACAUCACUGAGGAAAAACUACUCUGGCCCCAUAAGUACAGUGAGGAACGAAUAGAUCUUUAGUAUGUUUGUUUUUUUAAAUGUGAUCAUGUUUUGUGUGUAAGCAUAUCAAUAAAGAGAGCAUUUAAUUUGUAGCAAAUAAAA